AGUCUGGGCGACAGAGCAAGACUCCGUCUCAAAAAAGAUAAAGAGUAGUAAGUUCCACCCACCUCCCAGUAUGGUGACUUGCCAUGGCAUCUGGCACCCCUGACAGUUCUCUUCACACUGCCAUGGGGGCUCUGGCACUCCCACACCAUACCCUAGGGCAGGGUCCCUUCCUCGGCCUCUGUCCUCAGCUCCUCUGAGGUUAGGAGUUGGAACCCGGGCUCCCCCUUCCCCUCUCCCAGGUGCCCCAUGGCAGCCAGACUCUGUGUCUGCAGUUCAGGGGCAGGGAGUCAGGAGGGCAGGCACAAAGGGUUCUCGGGAAGAACUGGCAAUCGGGCGCAAGGGUAUCAUCUGCUCAGGUGCUCUGGGCACCCUGGAGUCCUCUCCCCACCUCCCACCCCCACCUGAUCCUUCCCAGCUGCCACCAUUCCUCUCCCACCAAACCGCCCAGGCCAAAAUCACUCCAUCCACGACACCUACAGUAGCCCAGCAUAGGUCUCCCUGGACCACAUUUGUCCUCAAGGGCCUGUGUCCUUAUCCUCCCUUCACCCCCAACUGUCCCCCGCCACAGCCAGCCCUCUGUUCCUCUCACACCCCAAGCUCGUUCCGACGUUCACUGGCCUCUUUCUCCUCAGCUGAAAUGUCACCUCCUUAGCGGAGCUUUCCCAGUGAGAUAACCCCCCACCCCGCAGAGCUCUCCCAUCACCCAGGGCUUUUCCUUCAUGGAACUCAUGACAAUGGAGGUUGCCAUGUUUCUUUGCUAAGAGGUUUCUUAUGAAAACACCAGGAAAGAAAGGACCUUGUGCCUGUCCUCUUCCCUAAGCACUUGAAUGAAUGAAUGAACGAAUGAAUGAAUGCAGUAUGGGUGCUUGAGUGAGCAGGACCUUGAAUAAGUGUGAGGUCCUCUCUAGGCUUCAGCUUCCUCCACCUCCUCCCCUCACCGCAGCCACCUUCCUUCACCCAUCCCCACCAUCCCAGCUGCUGUGAAAUGGGCAAAUGUCUUGCCUCCAGGACCUGGGAAGGGUGAUGCAGCUCACCUCCCUCCUGUUCACACCCCAGCCACCCCAGCCAGGUCCCAGCCACCCACACAGCACCUCCUCCUGGCCCUGCCCUGCCCAGCCCCUCCCAGGUGCCUGAGGUGGAGCCGCCAGUUCCCACAGCACCCCAGCGGCCUGCCAUGGGGGGUCUAAGGCCCUGGGCCCGAUACGGGCUCCUGGUUGUGGCCCAUUUGCUGGCCCUGGGGCUUGGGGCUGUGGUGUUCCAGGCCCUGGAGGGGCCUCCUGCAUGCAGACUUCAGGCUGAACUCAGGGCAGAGCUGGCAGACUUCCAGGCAGAGCAUAGGGCCUGCCUGCCACCUGGAGCUCUGGAAGAGCUGCUGGGCACUGCCCUGGCCACCCAGGCCCAUGGGGUCUCCAGCCUGGGCAACAGCUCAGAGGCCAGGACCUGGGACCUUCCCUCAGCCCUGCUCUUCGCUGCCAGCAUCCUCACCACCACAGGUUAUGGCCACAUGGCCCCAUUAUCGCCAGGCGGAAAAGCCUUCUGCAUGGUCUAUGCAGCCCUGGGGCUGCCAGCCUCCUUAGCUCUCGUGGCCACCCUGCGCCAUUGCCUACUGCCUGUGCUUAGCCGCCCAGGUGCCUGGGUAGUGGUCCACUGGCAGCUGUCACCGGCCAGGGCUGUGCUGCUGCAGGCAGUUGCACUGGGCCUGCUGGUGGCCAGCAGCUUUGUGCUGCUGCCAGCGCUGGUGCUGUGGGGCCUUCAGGGCAACUGCAGCCUGCUGGGGGCCGUCUACUUCUGCUUCAGCUCGCUCAGCACCAUUGGCCUGGGGGACCUGCUGCCCGGCCACGGCCGUGGCCUGCACCCCAUGAUUUACCACCUGGGCCAGCUCGCACUUCUUGGUUACUUGCUUCUAGGACUCUUGGCCAUGCUGCUGGCCAUGGAGACCUUCUCUGAGCUGCCACAAGUCCGUGCCAUGGGGAAAUUCUUCAGGCCCAGUCCUAUGACUGCUGAGGACCAAGGUGGCAUCCUAGGGCAGGAUGAACUGGCUCUGAGCACCCUGCCGCCCGCGGCCCCAGCUUCAGGACAAGCCCCUGCUUGCUGAAGCGUUAGGUGACCGAGUUCAGCUCCUGGAAGGUGGCGGCACCUGAGGAGGAAGCAGCCAGGAGUGGCUGGGGACGAAUCUGGAGAUGGGGCCAUGGUGGGGGUCGGCGGGAGGCCUCGGGGAAUACUGUGUUAAUCAUAAAAUGAGCAACGA
This is a messenger RNA of Nomascus leucogenys (northern white-cheeked gibbon), 2248 nucleotides long. RefSeq names its product potassium two pore domain channel subfamily K member 7 (gene KCNK7). The record is from RefSeq and is a predicted model, not a curated record. Gene Ontology annotation, molecular function: potassium ion leak channel activity. Gene Ontology annotation, cellular component: membrane. Gene Ontology annotation, biological process: potassium ion transmembrane transport; stabilization of membrane potential. NCBI's taxonomy places the organism in Eukaryota, Metazoa, Chordata, Mammalia, Primates, Hylobatidae.